Molecule: messenger RNA, 1398 nt
Organism: Zygotorulaspora mrakii
Lineage: Eukaryota; Fungi; Ascomycota; Saccharomycetes; Saccharomycetales; Saccharomycetaceae
Gene: BRE5
Product: Bre5p
Exons: 1
Coding region: 1-1398 (465 amino acids)
Biological process (GO): ribophagy; protein deubiquitination
Cellular component (GO): Ubp3-Bre5 deubiquitination complex; ribonucleoprotein complex; cytosol
Molecular function (GO): mRNA binding
Source: RefSeq, a predicted model, not a curated record
AUGAAUGCUUCUUUACAAGAUAUCGUCUUUGCAUUUUUGCAAACCUACUAUCAAAGAAUGAGCAAAGAUCCUUCCAAAGUAUCAGCUCUAUACUCAUUGACAGCAGAAUUAACGCAUAUUAAUUACCAGGUUGAGUUUGAUUUAGGUGGAGAGACUUUACCAACAAUCAAAUUAACGGGAAAAGAAAAUAUUAGUAAAUUUUUUACAAGAAACAACAAAAAGGUUAGUGAUUUAAAAGUCCUGAUUGAAUCUUGCGAUUUUCAAACCACGGGAGCUAAUCAUUCAAGUGUCUUAAUUUUAACGACUGGUGAGAUGUUUUGGACAGGAACUCCAACUUACAAGUUUGUCCAAAGUAUCAUCUUGACACCAAAUCCAUCGAAAAAUGACUCUUUUGAUAUCACAAAUGAUGUUGUUCGUUUUAUUGCUGAUAAUUUAUCACCGUACGCUCUGGAAACUAUAGAAACUAUAGAAACUACAGACAAAAAAGAGAUAGAACCAGGCGAAAAAGCAUCGGCGGCCGAAAAUUCCAGAAUGCACAUGCGAACCGAGGAAACUUCAAAAGAUGAUCAAUCUAGAGACAGUACAAAGGCUGAGACUGGUGAGCUCAUUCGAGAUGAUGGCUCAGAUACAAAAAAACCAAUCUCAAUUAAAGAAGAGGUGAAAAGCAAUAAAGAGGAUCGGAAGAAAGUGAACAAAGUCGAAGAUAUAACGAAGGUGAAGCCAGGUGUCCAAUCAUGCGAAUCAGCGGAAGAACAAAAUAUGAAAAAAGAAAAUGAAAGCACUGAUAGCGUAAAAAAGAAGAGUAAUCCAGAUACCCAUCAAACAAUGGAAACUCCCACAAUUGCUGCUUCUCCUGUACCUCCUGUGAGGAUGAGUUGGGCAUCAAAGCUUGCCGCAAAUGUGGCAACAUCCAAAGUAAACCCUUCAGUCGAGUCCACAGCUGAAAAUAUCAAAUCAGAAUCACAGGUCUUUAAAAAACCAUCUGAAAUCAAACUGGAAGAUUUGGCGAGCCGCAAGGAAAAUCCAGGCAAUAAAACGAUGAAGAAAAAAACUCCCAUGUUCAGCACGAUCAAUAAGGAUGGAUUCUAUCCAAUUUACAUUAAGAGGACAAUGGGUUUGACCGAAGACAAAUUGAAAAGUGCGCUGGAAUCAGAGUUUGGCAGUGUAAUGAGGAUAACAAUAUCGGAUAACUUUGCAGUAGUGGACUUUGAAACCCAAAAAAGUCAAAUAGAAGCCUUGGAAAAAAAACAAUUAACGGUUGGCGAAAACGAAAUAUUUUUCAGUAGAAAAACUGUAAAAAAACCCUCAUCGUCUCCACCAGUGGGAUCAUCGAUGUCUCUACGAUCUCAUAAGAAACAUACAAGCUACAAUAAUGGGAGUAGUAAGAGAAAAGAUUGA